GCCACCCACGACCACGCCAAUGCAGAUCUUCGUCAAGACCGUCACCGGGCAGACCCUCACGCUCGAGGUCAAGGGCACCGACACCGUCGACAAGCAAGGGACGAUCACCGGCACCGCCUCCCAAGACGACCCGCACCAUCUGCCGUCCCUCGUCUUCGCCGGGAAGCAGCUAGAGGAGGAGGACGGCCGGACGCUGGCCGACUACGGCAUUGGCAAGGAGUCGACGCUGCACCACGUGCUCGGCCUCCGCGGCGGCUUCCGGCAACGAAGCUGCUACCCCAAUCACAUCAGCCCCAGCCUCCUAGCGCUUGCGCUCCGCUACAACGAGAACGAGAUGAUCUGCCGCAAGUGCUAUGGACGUCUUCCUCCUGGGGCUACCAACUGCCGCAAGAAGAAGUGUGGCCACAGCAAUGACGCCCAAGAAACGUUUCGAUGGUAGAGCAGGUUUACGAGGGAAAUAGUGACAUGUACCUACAACAAGGCGACCAUAAGGACCGAUUAUAUAUGCUCCCCUCUGCACCAGUGAUCAGCAUCUCCUGCUUUGCUUGGCAUACAUAUAUUCUUGAAGCACCUCCUGCGCUUUUCCUCAUAACACUGAUGUACAACUGCACUCUUUUUUUUGUAAUAUAUCUAG
Triticum aestivum (bread wheat) is the source of this 634-nucleotide messenger RNA. RefSeq names its product ubiquitin-60S ribosomal protein L40. Gene Ontology annotation, biological process: translation. Gene Ontology annotation, cellular component: ribosome. The record is from RefSeq and is a predicted model, not a curated record. The transcript has 3 exons. Bases 20 to 439 code for a protein of 139 amino acids. Lineage: Eukaryota; Viridiplantae; Streptophyta; Magnoliopsida; Poales; Poaceae. Gene Ontology annotation, molecular function: structural constituent of ribosome; protein binding.